Messenger RNA from Oryzias latipes (Japanese medaka), 3789 nucleotides. It is a transcript of the gene wdhd1, whose product is annotated as WD repeat and HMG-box DNA binding protein 1. Gene Ontology annotation, cellular component: nuclear replication fork. Gene Ontology annotation, molecular function: protein binding; chromatin binding; DNA binding. The record is from RefSeq and is a predicted model, not a curated record. Lineage: Eukaryota; Metazoa; Chordata; Actinopteri; Beloniformes; Adrianichthyidae. Gene Ontology annotation, biological process: mitotic cell cycle; DNA-templated DNA replication; DNA repair.
UCUCGUCUACGUCAUGACGUAGCUGGCGGGAGUUGAGACGUAAGCUUCCUUGUAUUCAGCCAGCGCGGGAGUUUCAGAAGCCGCGUCAGUGGGACACAGAGAGCUGCUGACGGUUCGCCAGAAUGCCGUGUGAGAGGAAGCCGAUGCGCUACGGGCACUCGGAGGGACAUACCGAGGUCUGCUUCGAUGACGCCGGGAGGUUUUUAGUGACCUGUGGAAACGAUGGAGACGUCCGGAUCUGGGAAAGUCUGGAUGACGAUGAUCCAAAGUUCAUCACCGUUGGGGAAAAGGCGUACUCCCUGGCUCUGAAGAAAGGAAAGCUGGUGACGGCCACUUCCAACAACACGGUGCAGAUCCACACCUUCCCUGAUGGAGAUCCAGACGGCAUCCUGACCAGGUUCACCACCAACGCCACCCACGUCACCUUCAACAGCUGUGGCUCCAGAGUCGCCGCAGGCUCCAGUGACUUCAUGGUGAAGGUGGUGGAGGUGGCAGACAGCAGCCAGCAGAAAACGCUACGAGGACACGAAGCUCCGGUCCUCAGUGUCACCUUUGACCCCAAAGAUGAGUUCUUGGCCUCUGCCAGCUGCGAUGGCUCCGUGGUGGUGUGGGACAUCGAGGAGCAGACUCGGGUGAUCAGCUGGCCCCUGCUGAAGAAGACGAACGACGUCAGCAACGCCACGUCCCUGUGCCGGUUAGCCUUCCAGCCCUCAUCGGGGAAGUUCCUAGCCGUUCCCGUAGAAACCAAGGUGCACCUGUACGAGCGAGGCUCCUGGGAGCACGCCGCCACGCUCUCCGAUGACCUCCUUACUCAGCCCAUCAACGUGGUGUCCUGGUCUCCCUGUGGCCGGUUCCUGGCAGCGGGGGCCGUGGGGGGGUCGCUGAUGGUGUGGGAUGUGAACAGCAAGCUUUGCGUGGAAAGGCAGAAGCACGAGAAAGGCUUCAGCGUCUGCAGCUUGGCCUGGCAUCCUUCUGGCAGGCAGGUGGCGUACACCGACACAGAGGGCUGCCUGGGCCUCCUGGACGGCUUGACCACCUCCAUCAGCGCCAUUGACCAGGCACCAACAAAGAAACCGGCCAAAGACUUUAAUGACCUGUUUGACGACGAUGAUGAUGACCAACUGAUGGAUGAAGGUCUGAGCGACAGCCACUCACCAGCUAGGAAACCAGCCACCAGGGAUGAAGAUGAUGACGACUUGGUGAUCCCCUCCACGGGCCGGGUGAAGAACAGAGGGGCGAUCCUGGAUGACGAGAACUCGCUUGACACAGCCUCUCUGAGAUUUGGUGAAGACAAACCUGGAGACGAGGAGGAUGCAGGCAGGGCGUUGGGUCCCGUCGCCCCGCCGCCGCUGCUGCCCUCACGCCCGGCCUACGAGGGGCCGCUGCCUUCCCCGCCGCAGAAAGCCUUCCAGCCGGGCUCCACGCCGGCUCACCUCACUCACCGCUUCAUGAUGUGGAACUCGGUGGGAAUCGUGCGUGGCUACAACGACGAGCAGGACAACGCCAUCGACGUGGAGUUUCACGACUCGGCGGUUCAUCACGCCAUGCACCUCACCAACUCUCUGGGUCACACCAUGGCGGACAUUUCCCAGGAGGCCGUGCUGCUGGCCUGUCCCAGCACAGAGGAGCUGGCCAGUAAGCUGCAGUGCCUCCACUUCUCAUCCUGGGACACCAACAAGGAGUGGAUGGUGGACAUGCCCAACGGGGAGGACGUGAAGGCGCUGUGUCUGGGUCAGGGCUGGGCGGCGGUCGCCACCAGCGCGCUGAUGGUCCGGCUGUUUUCCAUCGGAGGCGUCCAGAGGGAAGUCUUCAGCCUCCCGGGGCCGGUGGUCUGCAUGGCCGGACACGGCGAGCAGCUGCUCGUCGUCUACCAUCGAGCCACAGGCUUUGACGGAGAUCAGGCUCUGGGCGUUCAGCUGCUGCAGCUCAGUCGCAGGAGAAGACGGGUCCUCAGCGGCGAGCCCCUCCCUCUGUCACACAAGUCCUACCUGUCCUGGCUUGGAUUCACUGGCGAGGGAACGCCGUGCUUUGUGGACUCGGAGGGAGUGGUCCGCAUGCUGAACCGUGCGCUCGCCAACACCUGGACCCCCGUGUGCAACACCAGGGACACCUGCAAGAGCAAGUCGGACCACUACUGGGUGGUGGGGGUGCACGAGAACCCACAGCAGCUCAGGUGUAUUCCCUGCAAAGGCUCCAGGUAUCCGCCCACGCUGCCCAGGCCUGCCCUGGCCAUCCUGCCCUUCAAGCUGCCUCUGUGUCAGACCACCACAGAGAAGGGGCAGAUGGAGGAGCAGUUCUGGCGUUCGGCCCUCUUCCACAACCACUACUGUUUCCUGUCCACCAGCGGCUUCGAGGUGGACGAGGACGCGCAGACGCGGUCCGAGAAGGAGAAGCAGGAGCUGCUCAUGAAGAUGUUUGCUCUGUCCUGCAGGCUGGAGAGGGAGUUUCGCUGUGUGGAGCUGGCGGAGCUGAUGACCCAGAACGUGGUGCCUCUGGCUAUUCGCUACGCGUCCCGGUCCAGACGCAUGGCCCUCGCCCAGAGGCUCAGUGAGAUCGCCAUGGAAAAAACCAUCCAGAGUCAGGAGGAGGAGCCAGAAGAGGAGGACGAAGAUCUGCGCUAUUCCGGCAUCAGACGCUCCUCUGAGUUUGGUGAGGCGGAGCUCGCCGGAGGACGCCGUGCUUCCAGACUUCAGGAGGAAGAAGCAGAGUUCAGAGGUCAGAGGAGCGCACCGUCGGAGGAGGAAGAGGAGGAGACGCAAACGGGAACAAACGUAAAUCCGUUUGCCAAAGAGACCGGCUCACCUGUGACGCCGUCUGUGACAGCAGUUGGGAAAGCGGGUCGAGCCAAUCCUUUCAAGGUUUCUGGCGCGGGGAAGUCGUCUGCGUCGGCUCAGCCGCGAGCGACCAACAUCCUGGACAGCAUGACCUCCGGCAGGAAGUCGGCGCCGCUGAGCGGGCCCGCAGCGAAGGCCAGCAAAAGCCCCGUCCUGAAACCGCUGGCGCCCCGUCCGAAGACGAAGACUCAGUCCACCCUGCUGCAGAUGGCCACCUCCAAGACCAAGAAGGCCGAGGAGGACAAAGAGCCGCCCGCAGAUCUGCCAAAACAAGCCGAAGCUCCGCCUCCCGCUUCAGAGAACCAAAGGCCAAAGACGGGCUUUCAGCUGUGGCUGGAGGAGAACAGGAAGAGCAUCACUGCAGACGGUCCGGACCUGGACGAGACGGAGGUCAUCAGGGAGGCCAUGGGCCGCUUCAGGGCGCUGUCCGCAGAGGAGCGGCUGGCGUGGACGGACAGAGCCAAAGGACACGACGGAGACGCGGCGGACGGGAAGAAGAGGAAGAGGGCGGAGGAAGAGCGAAGCGCCGCCGCCGCCGAGGACACGGCCCACGACGCCAAAAAGAAGAAGCCGCUGGAGUCCGCCUCCAGGCUUUCUGCCUUUGCGUUUAACCAGAACUGAAGCCCAAAGGGUGUCGGUUCUCCUCCAGAACCUGGCAUCAACCUGUUGAUAAACGAACAAACGUCAAGCUUUUAGUUUUUAUUCCAGAAACGUUUUCAUAAAUAAAAGUCCAACCUGUCAGAGCUUCUCUCUGUGUCCUUGAGAUGCUGCCACUUUCAGCCCGGUUCUGAUCCGGUCCGUCAAGACAACAGCCUGAAUGGAGACGGCGCCUGCAGCCUUCACGUCUGACGAGAGGCACCAGAACCAGAACCAUCAACUGAAGGAAACCGUCAAACGGGUCAAACGGUCCGGUGACUUUAAUUCAUGGUUUAUGGGUUAAAUACUAUAAAGCAAA